Messenger RNA from Aphanomyces astaci, 689 nucleotides. RefSeq lists its product as hypothetical. The coding region runs from base 222 to 569 and encodes 115 amino acids. Lineage: Eukaryota; Oomycota; Saprolegniomycetes; Saprolegniales; Verrucalvaceae. The transcript has a single exon. The record is from RefSeq and is a predicted model, not a curated record.
UGCAUGACGACAACGACAACGACAACCGCAGUGGAAAGGCCGUGGGACUCGCUUGACAGACACGCAGCGUCUCGAGAACUUGUCGAUGGUGGAGACUGCCACGUUGACGGACGCGUUCGAUGGUCCCAGACCCAAGCUGACGCCAAAGCGGUUGGCCGAAGAGUACGGCGUGCGUGACACAGGGAGUGAUCCUCAAAUUAAUCAAACAACGGCGCAAGUUCAUGGUGCGGUUUGCGUCAGGUCGGGAGGACGUUAGCGGGAGUCGGAGGCGGGGCGGCGACGACUCCAAGGUCGCGUUCGAGAACGACUUGUACGCGUGGAUCUGUGGUCAAAGGGCAGGCAACGGCGCCGUGAUUUCCCCGCCGAUCGUCCAGCAGCAAGCACUGGUCGUCGCCAAAAGAUACACCAACAUGAACACGUUUCAAGCAUCGCGGGGGUGGUACUAUCGCUUCUGCAACCGGUACGACAUGUUGAGUCUGAUCACGUCAUCCGUGGCAAUGGAUGAUAACGUCACCUCCCAGUCGCCUUUGGCCACGUUGUCGUCGUCAUCACCAACCUCUCACAGGUAACGUUACAUUCUUUUUCGUUCUGUUUGAAUAUAAGGUUCGUACUGGCCCCUUGUAGUCCUGUCUGAGUAACAGGUACUAGUAGUAGUAGUACAAGUAGGAUGACAUGAACAGGUAGUAGAC